Molecule: messenger RNA, 1803 nt
Organism: Uncinocarpus reesii 1704
Lineage: Eukaryota; Fungi; Ascomycota; Eurotiomycetes; Onygenales; Onygenaceae
Exons: 7
Coding region: 1-1803 (600 amino acids)
Cellular component (GO): nucleus; mitochondrial outer membrane; cytosol
Source: RefSeq, a predicted model, not a curated record
AUGUCUUGGGUGGGAUCAUGGCUGUACAACAAAAAUACUCCUGUGAGUAUCUCAGCACCAUCAUUAGAUGUUCUGAGUGAGGUGCAAGAACCUGCAACACUCAUCAUGAAUGAUGAUUUGGAUGGCGCUGAACAUGGCCUUAAUGAGGGUGACUCCUCAUUUCACAAGCUGGGAAAAGGGAUUAUUGCUUUCAUCCGGGCAACAUUAGGACUGGAACAAGAUAUAAUGCGUGAAGCUGCUGCGCAGUUAGCUGAAGCUGAUGCAAGUGCAUCGAAUGAUCAACGCAAAUCCCAACACAAAGCCCAUACACUCAAUGCAUAUCAGUCUCCUAUUUACAGCCCUGGGACAGAAUAUUUGUUGUGUCAAAUUAUGGCACAGCUCAUGGCGGCUUUAGUUGGAGUUUUAAAUGAAAACUUGAUGGAAAGUAUAAAGGCUUUUUACAAGCUUAGAAAAGCGUACAUCGCACUUGACGGGAUAAUGCAUAUGGAGAAGGACUAUCUAGAUCGUACUGGACGCCAUUCUGCCACUGCCGAAAAUUCCAAGGCAACUACCUACAAUCCACUCGGAAUACCAACCUCGGCCGCGCGGUCACCUACGGUCGAAGGUUCGAACCAACAAGACGAAUUUAUUCAUUCGGGGGCAAACCUCUGCUUUGGCCUUCUACUACUACUCAUUUCGAUGGUCCCACCUGCCUUUAACAGACUUCUCUAUAUUACCGGAUUCAAGGGUGACCGAUCCCGCGGUUUGCGGAUGCUUUGGCGGGCUAGCAAAUUCCAUAGCCUAACAGGGGCCGUUGCAGCCGUUGCUAUUCUAGCGUUUUACAAUAGCUUUGUGCGUUGCUGCGACAUAUUACCUGACUCUUCUAGCCAAAGCGAGGACGACGUUGAUGGAUACCCAAGAAAACGGCUCAGUGCUUUAUUAACGGAGAUGCGAGAUAGGUUUCCUAGAAGCCAGCUAUGGCGCCUAGAACAGUCAAGGAUGGAAGGGGCACAGGGGAAUUUAGAAAAUGCCUUACAAUUGCUUAUGAGUCCGGUGGAAACCCCUCUUAAACAAGUUGAGGCCCUUUGUGUUUUCGAACGAAGCAUGAAUGCUAUGUAUCUUCAUCAAUACGAACUCUGCGCAAAGUCUUUUCUUGAAUGCGUUGAGCUUAAUUCGUGGUCGCAUGCCCUGUACUAUUAUAUCGCUGGGGCAUCCCAUCUUGCGCUUUACCGCCAGAAUCUCGGCUACGCUCAAAACGUUGCAGCUGGACAUGCAGCAAAAGCAGUGGAACUCUUUCUCAAGGUUCCACAAUAUGUUGGCAAGAAAAGGUUCCUGGCAUCUCAACUUCCCUUUGACACGCUAGUGGCCCGCAAGAUUGCCAAAUGGCAGUCUCGAGCCAAACAAUGGAACGUUGAUUUUAUCGACGCUAUUGGGGUAGAUCCCAUCGAGGAAAUGAUUUAUUUUUGGAAUGGUCACAGCCGCAUGUCGUCGGUGCAAUUGGAGAAAUCUCUAAGGAAUCUCAACUGGUUCGAAAGUGAACAAAAUAAAACAUGGGGUCGUGAAGACCUUGAUGAACGAGCCAUCCUUGCCUUACUCAGGGCCUCCAUUUUUCGCUUCCUUGAAAGGCAUGGGGAAGCCAAGGAAGUUUUGCAAUCGCAAAUUCUUUGCCACGAUAAAGCGAAUUUUAAGGGUCACCUAAAAGAUGACUGGACCUGUCCAUCAGCGCAUUAUGAGAUGGCUGCUAAUCUGUGGAUGGAACGGCGCUAUCUGCUCAGGCCAACAGAGGGAAUCAGGUCGCGAUUGCUUCGGGUAUUCAAAUGGUGA